Molecule: messenger RNA, 1016 nt
Organism: Megalops cyprinoides (Indo-Pacific tarpon)
Lineage: Eukaryota; Metazoa; Chordata; Actinopteri; Elopiformes; Megalopidae
Exons: 5
Coding region: 87-971 (294 amino acids)
Source: RefSeq, a predicted model, not a curated record
CGCUGACAGAGAGCAUGCUCACAGAUCUUUAGUUAGUAGACGAGGUACAAUUUCCUUGCACUUUCCAUUGUCUUACAAACAAUACCAUGUCCCGUUUCCCAAACCUUCCCCUGACGCCAAUAAUGUCAUGUUUUUGGAUCGCUCUCGUCAUGACUUCAGGUUUUAGCAGAGCUGCAAUAUCAUACUGGAGCAAUAAGCCGUGGAUCAAUGUCAAUUCAUCCGAAAUUUCGGAGGGAGAGUGGGUGCGCGUGCUUUGCGGUGUUCCCAUCGAUUACACCGGUGGCUUCUGCCGCCUUUACAAUGAUCAGAGGACAACACCUUUGAUGUCGCUGCAGACUCAUACAUACACUUGCCAGUUCCUCGUGUCCUCACGUCACCUUUUGGGAAGGCGGUCGGCCGGGGCCCGAACAAGUGUUCGGUGUGACUACACACUGCAAGACUAUGAAUCUGUUUCUAGUGACGAUGAAGUAGUGGUGGUGUGGGGAAUCGUCGAAAAGCCGGUGCUAACAGUGAGUCCGCUGGUGGUUAUGAUGAAUGACAGUGUCCAGCUUAACUGUUCAGUGCCCGGACAGCAGGCCGCCAGCUGUAGUGUGUACCGGGACGGGUUCGCCAUUAAUGGGCUGCCUUGCAAUCAUGCAAUCAUGAUGGGAAAACAGCUAAUGAUAUGGCAGUCCACCUCACUAUUAAAUGAAAUCGAUGUAACUUGCGAAUACAACGUGGAAGGACUGGAUUACGUUCGAUCGAAAACUAGCAAUCCAGCAACGAUUGUUAUCGUGGAUCCCGGAAGGAUUGAGCUUUCCACGAAUCAUACACAUGGCACAUUUGUCUGUGAUGUCCCAUCCCGUAUCCACGACUUCGUGCGAUUGCAGACCGGCAACGAGUCCAUCAAGCUGGAGCAGGGCGGCAUACUCAGACUGCAAGCCAUAAAUACCAACACUGAACCGUUCAACCACACAUGUCGACAUGUUUAAAUAGUUGCACAAUAAUUACGUGCGUAUGCGCAUGCAAAUAUAAGA